Colletotrichum aenigma is the source of this 933-nucleotide messenger RNA. Its product is annotated as AB hydrolase superfamily protein. NCBI's taxonomy places the organism in Eukaryota, Fungi, Ascomycota, Sordariomycetes, Glomerellales, Glomerellaceae. Gene Ontology annotation, molecular function: hydrolase activity. Bases 1 to 933 code for a protein of 310 amino acids. The transcript is spliced from 3 exons. The record is from RefSeq and is a predicted model, not a curated record.
AUGAGUGAAAUCAGGAAGAUCUAUCAGCCCAUUCACCCAUCUGUCCGCGAGAAGCUGGACCCCGAAUAUGUUGCUCUCCAUGACAGCAUUAUCCAAUUCAUAGAGCCUUCAGAAGCCCAGCCAUGGGAUCCAUCUUCACGCUUGAAUCCGAAUCCUCUUGCACAUGCCAUGCAGAAACUAACCGGAGUUGGUCAAACCUGGGAUGAGGAACUCGGUGGCGGCAUUCAAGUCCGCGUGUUUGUUCCUGAAGGCGAAGCGCCCCCGGGAAGAUGGCCGUGCUUGGUGUGGCUGCACGGAGGUGGUUGGGUCAACGGAGGAUUAGACAGUGAGAAUGGAUUCUUGACGCAUGUUUGCAAAUACGUCAGAUGCGUGAUCAUCACCAUCAACUAUCGCCAUGCCCCCGAGCACGUCUAUCCCGCUGCUGUAUAUGAUUGCCUGACUGGACUGAGAUGGGUAGUUGAGCCUGCUAAUGCAUCGCAUCUCAAUAUAAACACCUCUCUUCUGACAAUCGGCGGCCUAUCUGCCGGUGGAAGUCUUGCUGCUGUUCUCACAAUGAAAGCCUCUCUGGAGAACGUGACACCAGCCCCCAUUUCUCAAAUCCUCAUAUGUCCAGUCAUUGACAGCACUGCCACCGUCGAGACUGUGUGGUCCGCUUCCAAGCACGUUCCCUGGCUUACGCCUGGGCGAAUGACUUGGUACCAAAGCCUCUACUUCCCGAACCAUGAAAACAAGAGAGACUGGGAUGCAUCGCCAUGCUUUGCACCCAAAGACAUUAUGACACGAAGUCCAAAAACCUGGAUUGCUAUUGCUGAGAUUGAUCUCUUGGCGCCUGAAGGUCUCAAGUACGCAGAGCAACUGAAGGAUGCUGGUGUCGACGUUGAUACCAAGGUUUACAGAGGAGCCACGCAUUCCGUGCUGAUUCUUGCAGGGUAA